This is a messenger RNA of Triplophysa rosa, 3637 nucleotides long. RefSeq names its product ETS variant transcription factor 1 (gene etv1). NCBI's taxonomy places the organism in Eukaryota, Metazoa, Chordata, Actinopteri, Cypriniformes, Nemacheilidae. Gene Ontology annotation, biological process: cell differentiation; regulation of transcription by RNA polymerase II. The record is from RefSeq and is a predicted model, not a curated record. Bases 406 to 1797 code for a protein of 463 amino acids. Gene Ontology annotation, molecular function: sequence-specific DNA binding; DNA-binding transcription factor activity, RNA polymerase II-specific. Gene Ontology annotation, cellular component: nucleus. The transcript is spliced from 11 exons.
CCCAACUAGCCGAGCAAAACUUGUUGCCUCACAAAAAGCAAACGUUGAUACGUGUUGCGACUUGCUACUGUUGUUGUGAAAAUGAAAAUCCAAUUUUAGCGCAGAGGAAUAAACGUGCUAAUAGCCCGUGCGGCGAGGUCUCGUGCGCUUCUUCGUCUUAGCGUAGAGCCCGACGCGUAGCAAACAACAGAAGUCGUGCAAGAGUGUAAAUGUACGUGAUAUAAACACGAACACGCUUAAUUGAGCCCCGUAUGAAGGCUUCAUUAUUUUAGCAUUAGCUAUGAGAGGGAGAGGUAGGGGGACGUGUUCUGUUUGGACGGCAGCCGGCGCGGCAGGUACAGGUGCAUUCACCAGUGGGGAUGUGUCCCAAUUAGACAGUGUGAACAAUAGGUGUUUUCUCGCCGCAUGGCUAUCCUUCUAAAGACACUGUGGAGUGUGGAAAACACAUUUGAUCACCAGGGCCGCCUCGGGAUGGGAGGAGUUGCUCUUAAUCUUUUUUAUUGCCUGCUCAAGUUCCUGAUAAUGACGAGCAGUUUGUUCCAGACUUUCAGACUGAAAACUAAGAAAGAAAGUCAUAUGGGUUUGGGACGGCACGAGGUGGCAUUUCACGGGCUGCAGUUGAGGAUAAAAAGAGAGCCCCACAGUCCAUGUACUGAUCUGGGGUCAGCCUGUAGUCAGGAGAGGCCCUUCAGACUCCACUAUGGAGAGAAGUGCCUGUAUAACAUCAGUGCCUACGAGCAGAAGCAUCCCGCUGGAAUGAAGGCCUCCAGCCCAGUGUCUACCCCCUGCAGUACACCCGUGUCCCCUGGCCAGCAUGUGUCUCCCACCGCUGCCCCCACCCCUAAACCAGACAGAACGUAUCCUCACCUCGCUCCACCGCAACCCCUCCCUGACAGCGCUUACCCCAUGGACCACAGAUUUCGGCGGCAGCUGUCGGAGCCGUGCCAUUCGUUCCCAUCACCUCCUUCAAUGUCACGGGACGGACGGCCCAUGUAUCACAGACAGAUGUCGGAACCCAGCAUCCCUUUCCCUCCUCAGGGGUUCAAGCAGGAGUACGCCGACCCCCUCUUUGAGCAUCCGGCCAUGGUGGGGGGCCCUCUCCCCCAGACGUACCCGCACUCCAUGAUGAUCAAACAAGAGCCCCGCGACUUCACUUACGACUCGGAAGUGCCUAGCUGUCGCUCUGUAUAUCUGAGACAAGAGGGCUAUCUGACCCACACUAACAGAGCAGAAGGCUGUAUGUUCGACAAAGUUGCGAGGCACUUUUAUGACGACACGUGCGUGGUCCCAGAAAAGGUGGAAGGCGACAUAAAGCAGGAGGCUGGGAUGUAUCGUGAAGGCCCGACCUAUCAGAGACGGGGCUCAUUGCAGCUCUGGCAGUUUUUGGUAGCCCUACUGGAUGACCCCUCAAACUCACAUUUCAUCGCAUGGACUGGACGAGGAAUGGAGUUUAAACUCAUUGAGCCAGAGGAGGUGGCACGGCGCUGGGGAAUUCAGAAGAAUCGACCUGCCAUGAACUACGACAAACUCAGCAGAUCGUUGCGCUAUUACUAUGAAAAAGGCAUCAUGCAAAAGGUGGCAGGUGAAAGAUAUGUGUAUAAGUUCGUCUGCGACCCCGAGGCCUUGUUCUCCAUGGCCUUCCCUGACAAUCAGCGGCCUGUGCUGAAGACCGACCUGGAGCGUCAGAUCAACGAGGAAGACACCGUACCGCUGUCGCACUUCGACGAGAACAUGGCGUACGUUCAAGACGCCGGCUACUGCAACCCCCACCCUUACAGCGAGGGUUACGUCUACUGAACACGGAGAGACGGGACAGCGUGCUGCGCCCUCAAAAAACUUUCAGACUCCCUGAUUUUCUUCUCAGUCAUUCCCCAGGACAAAGAGGAAGUGCACUUUAUAGACAAAGAGUAGCAGUGUGUCAACCUACAGACUUACCGUAGUUACUUUAGAUGCUCCUUUGGUGUUUUUGUUGAUGUGGAAGAGGAUGUUUCAGCAUGCCGUAAUCUCAAGGGGACGUGGCCUCUCUCUGGACAGACGUUUUGAUCUGUUUAGACAGGUUAGAGUCUGGAGCACGCGGAUGGAUGAACCCCGACCUCUUUUACCGCCGAAAUUCCUCUCGGACUGUUUGUGGAGCGCUUUGUUAUUUUCACACGGUUUUCACCACGUUUGUUUUCUCUCCCUUGGUGUCAUACUGAGUAAAUAAUACAGUGUAUUACUAUGGAAAUAAAAUCCUUCAAACUUUCCAUGUUGAAGAGAGCACAUGUCUAAAGAGAUUCACAUGGCAAACAUUCCAUAAACAUCCCUUUUCGAUCUGUCCUGGACUUAAAAAACAUCUUCGACUACUUUUGGUGGUUAUGUACUAGCACAGCGUAAUGACAAAUUUAUGUUAUUUAUGACGGGUUAUUAUACACUAAUAUUUGUCAUACCGUAUAUAUAUUCUCAAAUGAAUAUACAGUCGUAGAUAAAGGGAGGUGCAAGAAAAUCUUAAUGAAAGUUAAAAAAAUCCCAUUCAAGCAUGAUUUUAAAUUCUUACACUCAAAUGCUGCUCGGAAUUUUCUUUGACUUUGACAUUUAAUAAACAUAUCCAUAGGUCAGUAUCAGUUAAACAUAUUUGGGACCAGAAUAUGACUAAUAAAUCAUAAAACAAAUCAAAUGGUUUUCUCGAAAACAAGGUUCACGUGUUUACGUUUUCAUUUACGGUUAGAAUGACAAAUUUCUUUUUCUAUUAUAUUAUCAUUAAAGUGAAUGUUGUUCCAUUACUCGCUCCCCCGUUUCAUGUUUGAACAUAUAAACGUGUAUAUUCAGGUUAAUGCACCUCAAUGCUGCUUUUCGUGUCAUUUUAGUCACGUAUGAUCAGACGGCAGCUACGCUCUGCAGUACCUUCAUUAUUUCGUUCGUUCUUUUUUACAUUGAAAAAAAUCAGUGUUUAUGGAAUGUAAAAAUAUAUAUACAUAACUGAGAAAAGAAUGGCGAUAGCUACAGUUCUGUAAUAAAAUAGUGUUGAAAUACAGUUGGAUUGUUUUUUUAUGAGUAUGAAAAUUAUUCAUGUUUUCCAAUUCAUGGUCAUUCCUAAUCCGGAUUCCUAAUAAACUGAGACCUGACAGAAGUACAGGAUAGUUUAAAAGGAAUAGUCCAAAAAUAAAAAUGAUGUCAUUGUUUAUUCACUCUCAUAUCAUUCAAAAUAUGUAUAUCCUCUUCUGUGGAACACAAAAGAUAUUUUGAAAAAUAGUGGUUUCGUAUUCAUACAAUGGAAGUCAAUGUUUGGUUACCAACGUUCUUCAGUACAGGUUUGGAAUGAGGGUGAGUAAAUAUUGAAAGAGUUUUCAUUUUUGGUUGAACUAAACUUUUAUUAAAACUAUGGAGAUGCUACAAACACCACACCAUUGAUAUUGCUGGAAACUGCAUAUUUAUUUUAGGACUCAAUGGAAUUUUCAAAUUAGUCAAUGUACUAUCAUGUCCUCUUUGUGAUCACGCCUUCCAUAAUGCAUGGCUUUCUCACGCUUCAAUUGUCACAUUGCGAGAGGCACUAUCAUGAAACAUUUAGCCAAAAGAGCCCAGGGAAAAAAAGACAAUACGUAUUUUAGGAAAGCUUUCUCAUGACUGGCAAUUGCUUUCAUUCGUAGUUCUCAUUCUGAAG